Molecule: messenger RNA, 797 nt
Organism: Haliotis rubra (blacklip abalone)
Lineage: Eukaryota; Metazoa; Mollusca; Gastropoda; Lepetellida; Haliotidae
Source: RefSeq, a predicted model, not a curated record
CGAAACACAAAGCUUCGGGUCGGGUCAAGAGAGCUGUUUGUCUGUUGUAGGUGUAUGGAGAUGGUCAGAAACAGAUGAAGCUGAGUGACUACAACAUUCAGCCUAACUCUACAGUCUACUUAGUUGUCCUGAUGCUGGCCAUUCCAGAAGGGUUUGAUCAUGUAGUUUUAUCUCUACUGGGAUUUCCACUGUCUGGGCUAGAUUAUCUUGAUGCUUCCUGUCUCCUCUAUAACGGAACCGAGUUUCUUCAUCUUUGUGACUGGGAUCAUCUUAGUUGUGCCGGUGAUGCUGUGCAACAUUCAGGAGACAUUGACAGCAUAAAGAAUCAAGGUCACCAUGUUAUUAACGUUUAUCUUAAAAAAAUCCCAAGUGAAGUCACCCAUUUAUUUUUCACGUUAAGUGCAUGGGAUUCACCAAACAUAUCCAAAUACCCAAACCCCAGCCUGAAGUUCUACGAAGCUGACAAACCAAAUACAGAUUUGUGUAAGACAUCCUUCACUCAUGCCAACCAUAGCGAGGCUGUCAUCAUGUGUUCAAUGUCAAGGUCAGGGGGUCGAUGGGCAAUCUAUGAGUCAGGAAAACUCUCAGCUGGAAAUGCUUAUGAUUAUGAUCCCAUCAACAGUAGUAUUCAAACUUUGAUUUCACAAGGAUAUUGAAAUUGAUCUUUGUUAUAAUUCUUUGUGUUUUUAGGGAGAUGAUAUAUCUAACAUAUGUUAUAUUUGGGAUUACACUUUGUUAGUAAAGUACAGAUUCUAGUACUUUUGUUGGGUUGGAGUCCCAUCCGGCUUCGAACCCAC